Molecule: messenger RNA, 2590 nt
Organism: Dicentrarchus labrax (European seabass)
Lineage: Eukaryota; Metazoa; Chordata; Actinopteri; Moronidae
Gene: gask1b
Product: golgi associated kinase 1B
Exons: 4
Coding region: 114-1655 (513 amino acids)
Cellular component (GO): Golgi apparatus
Source: RefSeq, a predicted model, not a curated record
ACAAUGUGGCCACAAAUCCUCCCUUACAAAAUGAGUUUCGGAAGUUGAGCGCUCCUCCUGGUUUGAGUUUAGCGCAAAACAGACACUCAACCAUGAUAAUAGCAUAAGUUCUAAUGGGGAAGUCUCGCUUUCACUGGCUGUGCUUCCCUUUUCUGAAACUGACCAGCAGCUUUCGGAGGUGCCCUCUUUCAAAAAGGACUUUGAUAAUUGCGAGCGUGUGUGUUGUCUAUUUGUGUUUUGUAGUUUCACAAGUUGGAUACUCGCAGCAGAACCGGGACAGAAGGACUGAUAAAGACAAGUACCGACACACCCGUGGAUUGUAUAAUUUGGAUAUUAGUGAUGCGCUGCCAGACUCUGUGGAUUUGCAGACCGGUGCGAGUUUUGUGGUCCCGACACGGUCCAACGUGGUGUACAUAACGCUAAAGUCUAAGCGCCUGAAACCAGCAAAUAUUCGGGGUACAAUCAGACCAAAACUGAGGAGAAAAGUGAGAAGGACUAAGUCGACUAAUUUAUCUUUUACGCAGAACAAACUUGGCACUUUGGAGCGGGACGCGGGCCAAAUUAAGCGCAACAUUGCACACAAGACUUCCUGGGGAGAGAGCAGGGAUGUCGAUUAUAAAUCUUUGGAUAUAAUCCCUAAAUCUCACAUAGAUGCACAAACAGACUCUCAGAUUAGUUCUAUCAGAAUUUACAGCCAGAAGGCACCGCCAUGGUUCAGCCCACAGGACGUGAAAGCCAUGCGCUUUCUUGCGGAUGCCAAAGUUUUGCGCAUCAAAGAAGUUUCUGGUGGAGACUCUCCAUCACUUCUGAUAUUUGAGGGCGAAACAAGUGGUUCAGUGACCAACCAAAAGCCGGAAAAACUGAGCAAUGUAUGUGGAGGGCAGUGUGGUAUAAUCAGCAGUCCUGUGGACACCACUGAGGUCUUCGCUUUUCAUCUGGACCGGGUGCUGGGGCUCAAUAGGACAUUACCAGCUGUAAGCAGAAAGUUCAGCUUUUUACACGAUGGCCAGCCCUGUCCGGUGGUUUCAUGGGAUGCAUCUCUUUACCCAGAAGGCCUCGCUGCAGGCUGGUCUGCCGUGAGGUUAACAUGGGGGCAGUACCAGAGAUCCCUGAAACAGAGGUGCUGGCAUAAAAACACCAGCCCAAAGCCAGACUCAAGCUGCUCCACAGUUCUUCACUAUGAGUGGAGUAAACUGGCUCUGUUUGACUUCUUGUUACAGAUUCACAACCGUCUAGAUCAGAGCUGCUGUGGAUUCAGGCCCAGGAAGGAGGAUGUGUGUUUGGGACUCGGUCACCAUGCCGAUUGUGGGGACCAGAGCCACAUACAACUGACAAACAUCAUCCACAGGGGUCAUGACCCCAGACACCUAGUCUUCACCAACAACAAGGGGUUCUUCGACCGCAAUGAGGACAACCUGGACUUCAGGCUCCUGGAGGGAAUCAAAGAGCUUCCGGAGAGGGCUGUGUCAGUGCUGAAGAGUAGGAGACUGAGGGAGAAACUCCUCCAGUCUCUGUUCCUGGACCAGACAUACUGGGAGAGCCAGGGGGGCCGGCAGGGCAUCGACAAGCUGAUCGAUGUAAUUGAAAGGCGGGUGAAAGUCCUUCUCACCUACAUCAAUGCUCAUGGGAUCAAGGUCAUUGCAAUGAAUGUGUGAUGAAAGUUACACCUGUCAAGUGGCUAAUUUACCGAGACACAGGUAAAGCAAAUGAAUGGCUUGAUCCCUGUGUCCUUUCACAAUGUCCUUUUACAAUGUCCUUUUACAAAACACUGGAGCUUUAUCCGCUUACAUUUUCUAAGUGGGUCCGGAUAAAAACAUUACGUAAUGUCCAGUUAAAUAUUGUUUCACAUAUUUAAUUCAAUAUCAGUUUAUAUCACAAGAGCGUAAAAUCACGUGUUGUCAAUUAAAGCUGGUCCUAAUCUUCAAGACAAUCUAAUUUUACAGUGAAAUAUUGUGAAAUUAACUCUUACACUGUUAUAGCAAGCCAUUCAAGUCAUUUGAGGUUAAGGAAACAACUAUAAACAUCUAAUUUGCAUAAUACACUGAAAGAGGCUUUAAUUUAACUAAUUUGACAUUAAAAAUUGGUCUAACCUUUUCUCAAAGAAACCUGUUUUGCUUCCUUCUGUUGAGUCUUCAUGUGUGUCUCCCCCAGAGGCAAAUACAUUAUAGAAUUUGGUUCAGUUUUAACUUUCCUCCUCCUGAGGCCUUCCAGCAAGUGUAAUUUGCAUUGUGUGUGAAUGGAAUGCACUAAAUGAUUCUUCUCCGCUCCUGAAUGUUUUUAAAGCCUCUAAGCGUAGUUCAAGUCCCAACUCAGAUCGAUGCAGCUUGAUUGGCGUCAAACAACAUAAUUUAUUAUCAUGAACAUUGUACAUUAUGAAACAUGUUUGGAAAAAACUAUUGACUGUACAUUGUACACUGAAGAACUUUAAGAUGAGAAGUCAGAUGGUGUUAUUCUCUUUUAUGUCUCUUAUUAUAAAUUUACCUAUAAAGAACACCUUAAUCUAUAACCGUUAUGACUGCAUUUAUUUAUUUUUGUACUUUCUUUUCUAAUUGUUGAAAAUGUUAGUCAAUAAAAGCAUUUAUUUGUGAAA